AUGCAAGAGCAAUUGGGCUUAACACCACCUUUAAUGGUCAUCCAGGAUGUUGUUACACGCUGGAACUCGACGUAUGAAAUGUUUCAAUGUAUUCAUGAUCUUAAAGUUCCUCUUUCUUCAGUAUUGGUAGAGUGUAAUUAUAAUGUUUACUUGACCAAUGAAGACUGGUACAUAAUUUCUAAGUCUUGUGAGAUUUUAAAAUAUUUUAAAGAAAUUACAUUAGAAAUAAGUAGCGAAAAAUCUGUUUCUAUAUCUAAGUCAGUUGUAUUUAGUCGAGCACUUCUUAAACAUUGCACUUACUUAGAUACACAGUUUUAUGAUUCACAACAAUUAACUGGUAUGAUAUCCAAAUUGAAACAACAAGUAGAACAAAGAUUUGGGCCACUUGAAAAAAUACAACUUUAUGCGGAGGCUACAAUACUCGAUCCAAGAUUCAAAAAAUAA
Messenger RNA from Macrosiphum euphorbiae (potato aphid), 444 nucleotides. The record is from the annotation of a GenBank genome assembly. NCBI's taxonomy places the organism in Eukaryota, Metazoa, Arthropoda, Insecta, Hemiptera, Aphididae.